AUGGCUGCAAAGAUACGCGUAGUGAUGAAGUCUUUUAUGAGCCAAAGCAACCAGGUCUCAGGGCUUCUGCCAUUCACAAAGAAGAUUGGACUACCUGAAUCACGAGCCUUGUAUACCGUGUUGCGAUCACCUCAUAUUGAUAAGAAGUCCAGGGAACAAUUCUCGAUGCAUGUCAAGAAACAGUUUGUGGAACAGACAGCCAAACCACACGAACUUCACAAGAAGCUCUUCUGGUUAAAACGCCUGCGUAUACCUGGGGCUCAGUUUGAAAUCCAAAUUUCUUUCAAGACACGUCUGGAUAUGGCGAGACUAAGGUCCCAAGCUCCUUGA
Molecule: messenger RNA, 330 nt
Organism: Miscanthus lutarioriparius
Lineage: Eukaryota; Viridiplantae; Streptophyta; Magnoliopsida; Poales; Poaceae
Source: the annotation of a GenBank genome assembly